Aegilops tauschii subsp. strangulata is the source of this 1401-nucleotide messenger RNA. NCBI's taxonomy places the organism in Eukaryota, Viridiplantae, Streptophyta, Magnoliopsida, Poales, Poaceae. The record is from RefSeq and is a predicted model, not a curated record.
UCUAUCUCACACCCCCACAACCCCUCACCCACCCAGCUUAUACUGCUUCAAAACACUAGCUAAGCGGCAGCAGAGCUUUGAUCUACAGCCAGGUAAUCGCCACUAAAUUUUCUUUUCAACACUAGCUAUUUGCUUGACCGUGUUUAAUUAGGCUGCAUGCUAAAAUUGUCUCUCAUCUCCUCCGCGCCGCCGGAAUCGCCGGCCGGAGAAGGCUGUGACCGUUGUUUUUUUUGUUUCUUGUGUGAACAAAUCAGAUCUGGCGUCACUCCUUGUUCGUUUUGCGAGCUGGUCUGCGGUAUGGUUUGCCGGAGCUCCGGUCGCCGAAUAAGGUGGGUGUGCUCGGUCUGAAGUUGGCUGUUUCCCUGAGCCUCGUUCAUCUGGCUAUUGGCCACCGUGGUGCUAGAGGCAGCGUCUUGGACGAGCGGAGAUAUCAGAAGUGCCGUUCUGGAACGACCUUAUCAUCGUCGAUCUUCUUCGAGGAGCUGCACCGCCCGCUGAAAGGUGGUCGAUGGGCAGUCUCUUCCGUCGAUGAGGAGCAAAGCUGCCCGCGCGGUCGAUGGGCCGCCUCCUCUGACUCAUUGGCGAUUUCUCUGGCUGAAGGGCACAGCCUUACCUUUUACUCUAGGCCAAGAAGCCUGAAGGGAGGGACGCAGUUCUGCUUCCAAUCAGUGACAGUGAUAGUCUCAUUUGCGUAAAUAUGUGUCUAUCUUGAAGAGUUGCUUCAGUAAAUGGGAAGUUAAUUUGUUGUAGCUAGUGACCUCAGAAGUAACGGAACUGCUGUUGUUUCAACUAGGAUAAGUAUUGUGGAGCAUAACAGGCGUGCAAAUGGAUCUUCCAGCUAGUAUGAGUAUCACAAAAGGUGACCUGGAACGCAUGCUAUUUGAUGAAGACGCAGAACCAAAGGCCCUGCCACUCUCACUUUUGGCGGAAAUCACAGAUGAUUUCUCUAAUGAGCUGCAAAUUGGAGCAGGUGGCUUCGCGGUGGUUUAUAAGGCAAGACUUGAUAACAGUGUCAUCGCUGUAAAGAAGUUGUCUAAUACGUACAUGCGUGAGAAAGAAUUCCACCGAGAGGUGGAAUGUCUCAUUAAGGCGAAGCACAGAAAUGUCGUCCGUUUUCUAGGAUAUUGUGUCGACACACAGGGGAAUAUGGCAAGCUACAACGGGAAAAUGGUUAUGGCAGAUGUACACCAAAGGUUCCUCUGCUUUGGGUAUCUACCUAAUGGAAGUCUUGAUGUGCAUAUCACAGGCAUGUUAAUGUUUCCAUCUUUAUUUUCUGUACUGGAUAUAACAGGUUCAGCCUAGUCAAGGAUAUAGCUGAAAUAAUUUAUCAUGUAAUAUAUGGUAUCCUGCAUUCAGAAAUUAACGAUACCAAUUAUUUGAAAUAUAUACUAAAUGACGUCC